Messenger RNA from Astrephomene gubernaculifera, 3614 nucleotides. NCBI's taxonomy places the organism in Eukaryota, Viridiplantae, Chlorophyta, Chlorophyceae, Chlamydomonadales, Astrephomenaceae. The record is from the annotation of a GenBank genome assembly.
CACCGUUGCUUACAUACUCCGAGUGUUGUUGUAUCCUACCACAUGCUCGUCGCAGCGCAUCAAUGGUUAGCGAGACGCAGCGCUGUCACACAGCGUUGCCCAGCGGUUCCAUACGAACAUAUCUGCAAUUGGUUUAUUUAGCUUCCGUUACAUUAGCAGACUUACUACCUGACAAGUAGUCGUAAUGAACAUCCCAGCGAAGUUUACCUUCUUCUACCUACGCUUUCGCAGGAGACAACAGCACGCUACAUAAAAUAUAGAGGCUUGCAUUGUACUUUGUUCUCGAAGCUCCUUAGCUACGUUUCCCAAUCAGAUGCCGUAACUUCCAUGAACCCUUGCUGCUCCUCAUCUAACCCUUACAAUGCACCAACCUCAGUACUUGGCAAACUCAAAACCUGUUGGCGACAACACCGUUGGUUCUCCACCAGCUCCGUACCAUGCUUCAGCAAUGUAUACGGCACCGAGGCCGCACCAACCGCAAGUCCCGCAGCCGCCAGGAGCUAUGCUGCUGGCUCAGCCGCCUGCUUACCUCGCCGGAUCACGACUGACUGCUACCGCCUGGCCUGCUGCUGGUCCUGACACGCUGGCGGACAUACAAGACUCCCAGUCCAUGCAAGAACUAGUGGGAGGCAACUGGAUCUUCGUCGUCUUCGCUCCGUACUUUGUGGCGACGGCACUUCAGGACACGCAUCUUAAAGUCGGCCUGGUCAUUGCAACUGUAGCAUCCGGCCUUGUGUUGCUGACCGGCCUGGGCUUGUGGGCUAUGAAUCUCAGGAAGGUUUUCCCCCACAUCCUGGAAGUGCUCAUGUUUGUCAUCUACAUCGUACAGCUGGGUGUGGCGUACGACAGCGAGGCGUACGAACGGGAGGUCGUACGGACUUACAACCUCAUCACGCACUCCGCGCUGGCUGGUACAUGCCUGGCCUCCAUGCUGGUGUGCUACCCGGCCGGCUACCAGGUCGCGCAGGAGCUGGUACACCGGGCGCACAUGCGCAGCCCGGCGGUGCUGCGGGUGGGGCUGUACACCACCGCGGUGCUGACCGCCUCCCUCGUCUCCUCCUGCCUGCUGUAUCUGGUCCCCCUCUGCAAGGGCUUUGACACCUCCCACUGGCACUCCCUGAACCUCAUCUUCCGCCUCAUCUACCCCUGCGUCGCCACCUUCCUUGCCCUGCUGUUCGUGCGGUUCUUCCCCGACGUCUACCUGCCCAACCUGGCUGUGGUGCAUGGGCUCAGCGAUCGCAAGACGCAGACGCGACUGAGUCCCUACCUGACUGCGGACGCCGCCAGCCGCCAGCCGCCGUACCUCCUGCACAAUGCCAUGUACCAAAGCACCGCGGACGCAGUAGCCAGGUCGCUGCAGGGCGCCACCUGGCCACCAGCAGCCCCCCUACCGCCGCCAGCAGCAGCUGCAGCGCUCACACAGCAGGGCUACGCAGCAGGGGCCGCCGGCAGUGCGGCCCACCAGACAGCUCAUCAGGGGCCGCCAUGGGGGCCGAUGGGGCCGCCGCUUGCAGUGGGUCCAGGCGGUGUGGGCCCCUCCUUGGAACUGGCGGGUGAGGUCUGGCAGCAGUACCCCCGACAGGACCCUAACACGCCCCUGUACACUCACUUCAGAGCAACCGGCCCGCCAGCACCGCCGCCACCGCCCCCCCUGGCGGUCUUCGCAGUGUACCGGGAGGGCGCCAUGCAGGCCCCACAGCCCCACAGCUCCUCCUCACCAGCAACCCUACCGGCAGCCGGUCCCGGGCUGCUGCCCGCCCAUACCCCGCCUCCGCCACAACAAGCUGUAGCUGCCCGGAUGCCGCUGUAUGCGGAACCUCCCCGCCACCACACAAACGCACCCGCAGCAGCAGCUGCAGCCGCAGCAGCGGCGGCGCCUUCUGCACAUCGCUACAUGAGUCACCCGCAGGCGGUACAGGGCAGGAUGGGGGCCGCCAGCAGCGGCGGUGCGGGGCCCUAUGGCGUCAACCUGCCUCUAUCCGCCUUGGCAGGUGGCAUACCCGCCGGUUCUGGAGCUGACUGGCAGCAACAUCAGCAGCAGCCUGUGCAGCAGACUUUCCAGCAGCCGGUGAUGAGCCAACAGCCGUACAACCCUCACCAGCCGUACAACAACGGGCACAACGUACCUGCCUACCUUUCACCUCAGCGGGAACACCAGCCACUGCCUCAGCAGCAGCAGCAGCGGUUCGCAACCGCAGGGGGCAAUCCAGCAGCUGCCGUCAUCAUGCCCAGCAGGUUCCCACCAGCACCUCCAGCGGAGUCGUACGGGCUAGCGGAGGAAACUGCAGUGUUGCACGCGCAGCAGCCUCGGGGGCCCUACUACGACCCACGGGUCACUGACGGCGGCGAUGCCGGCUUUGGCCUCGGCGCAGAGCUGGGGGAGCAGCAGCAGCAGCAGUGGCAGCAACCCCAGCAGCGCAUGGUGAACCCGCCGCAUGAGCUGCAGCACCGGCCGCUGGGGAUGCGGUCUCCAGCAAUGGCUGGCGGGCCGGGGGAUGGGUUUGGGUUGGACGCUGAGUUGGACGCUCCGGCGCCCAGUAGAUGGCGGUAGCUGGCUGCCUGUGACUGCCGGUGUUAUGCAGAUUGGAUAUGCAGCGUGUGCUGGAAUAAGCAACGUGGGGCGGCGACGGGGGUUUAAUACAGUAUGGAUAAUCCGUGCUGGGCUGGAAUAAGUAUGUUGCGGAUAGUGGCUGCAAUUGCACCGUAAGCAAUAAAUGCUUAGCAGGAGUAAACAGUGUUAGCAACGACGAUGUUUCAUGGCGGUCGGCUGGCAAAUGUUAGCCGAUCUCCGCUGGAUGCGAAAGGGAAGGUGUUGGGGGUUAACGAACGGUUUUAAGGGUUUAUCGUUGGGGUUUGAGUGAUGGCCACUUUCUCGGCCCUCCUAUUGGAAUGUAUAUAAGCAAAUGGAAUUGUGGACGUUUGCGUUGAUGACUCCGAAUCCCGCUUGCUCACGGUCAUUGUUGGCAGGGCUGCACUGUAGCAGCCUGCUGCCAUGCUCGCGUCCGCUGCUGGGUUGGGCAGUCGCGGCGACCGAGUCGGUCAGGGACCCGACUGUCAGGAAGUCGUUGAGGCGUGCUGCUGUGGCUACGUUGGCAGCUCCUGGUUGCUUGUUGCUGCUGGUGUAACUUGACACGUUACAUACCGGUAUUGGAGCUUUCCCGCUAUUUUAGGGUAACGAUCAGUCGGUUAACCGCUGAGUAAUGUACACUGUCGUAUGCCCGCCAUUUGGGCGCUAUGUUCUGGAUUGUGUGUGUGCCCCGCGACGGCGGACACGACCGUGGCCCCACCACCCCUUCACUCUACACACGGUCUACAAUUGUUGAGAUGGUCUAUGCAUGUAAUUUGUGUGUGAGGGAUGCGGAGACGGGAGUGGGGAGUGGGGAGCCGUUGUUUGCAUGCACGAACCACUACGCAGGGAUGCGGCCUCAAUCGGCGGCCAGAAAGGAGACCUGACCCGUUUCGUAUCGUAUACCGGUAGACACGGUAGUGUCCUUGGCCGCCAUGGCUCGUGCGGACACACCGUACGCCCAUGCACACUGUAACGCUACUGACAUGCCAGGACAUGCGGCAUCCUACACGGCAACCAAUGGUGGCGACCCUGUAAUGACUAGGAU